Molecule: messenger RNA, 1665 nt
Organism: Zasmidium cellare ATCC 36951
Lineage: Eukaryota; Fungi; Ascomycota; Dothideomycetes; Mycosphaerellales; Mycosphaerellaceae
Exons: 2
Coding region: 1-1665 (554 amino acids)
Biological process (GO): peroxisome organization
Cellular component (GO): peroxisomal membrane
Source: RefSeq, a predicted model, not a curated record
AUGGCAGCUUUUGAAACACCUUGGACCACCUCCAUGAGCUCACGGCCAGCGGACGAGCGCAAUGAAAAUGGCGCCGCCACGCAACAAGACUCCUCCACCACCAGCACCACCCUCCCCGAACCCACCGUAGCAUCCUUCUCGCCCAACCAACAGACCGCGACCCGAAACCGCAGCCGAGCGACGGUCCUCAUCCAUCAGAAAUCUGCCCUGCUCGCCGCGACGCCCCCGCAGGUGACGAGGGCGCUGGCGUAUUCGCAUCCGUUCAUCGUUCCACUCAAUUACCUCGCGGGGUUACUGUCAUGGACGACGGGCGAUCCGUGGGAGAAUUUCCUGCUGGUGGCGGGAUUCUGGUUCGUGAUACUCUACGGCGACGAUGUCACGCGGUGGGCGGGGCCGGUGGUGGUGGUGAUGGCGUUGAUUGCGGGCAUGUACUCGCGGCGGUACAGUCCCCUGUCGAGCACCACGUGGGGAGGCGACAAGAAGAAGAGGAGUCGAGCGGACUCCGACUCUCAGCAGAGGAAGAGCUUGGAUGAGAUUCUGGAUACGCUGCAGAUUUUCACGAAUCGAUGUGAUGUGUUGCUGGAUCCACUGUUGCGGUUGACGGAGUUUUUGAGCACGCAGACGACCGCGACGGAGGCGACGACGAGGCCCGCGUUGACGAGUAUGUUCGUGCGGUUGUUGGCGGUUACACCGGUUUGGAUUCUGCUUACGCUGCCUCCGUUGAGGUUGAUCACGACGCAGAGGGUGCUUUUGGUUGUGGGGACGAUUGGGAUGACAUGGCAUAGUCGGCCGGCACGGGCGUCGAGAUCGAUUCUCUGGCGGAGUCGCGCGCUUCGUUCGAUUGCGUCGAUUAUUACGGGAUUGCAUUUUGUUGGCUCAGUCGCACAGGAUGGCAAGAAUCCGCCAGCAUUGCCACCUCGAGCACCGCCAGCGUUGGUGAAUGCUCUGAAACGCAAAGGCAAUACGGCAGGUGUUCGAUUCACGUUCGCCGUGUAUGAGAACCAGAGGCGAUGGGUACUGUUAGGCUUCACGGCGAAUCUCCUCCCUAACGAACGCCAAGCCUGGACGGAUGAGCAUAACAAUUCAGUGCCAGCGAAAGAGGACUUCCCUCUCCCAGAGACAGACUCCGACACCAUCAAAUGGCGCUGGGUCCCCGACAGCGAGUGGAAGAUCGACCCUUCUUGGACCGACGACACGAAAUCCAAAGACGCCCGGGACAAAGACGGUUGGACGUACUACGACAACAAGUGGAAGUACGGCAGCCGAACCGACGACUGGGGCAAAUGGACACGUCGAAGGAGAUGGAUCCGAGACGCCGAAUUAGUCGAAAUCACCGCUGAAGAACUCGCCGCCGCCGCCGCUGAGAAUGCUGCAGAUGCAGACGGCCAGUCCAUCGCCACGGCUACGACCAACGACAACGUGGACGGCGAAAGCGUCAGUACAGCCGUUCGAAGAAAGGGCUGGUUCGGCAAGCGGAAACUCACGAACGAGAAGAUGAAAGCUGGCGAUGCGGUGGAGGUCGCGUCGCUGAGUGGGAGUGGAGAUACGGGUGGGAGCACGCAGUCGAGGGAAGGGCCUGAUGAUGAUGUCCAUGUUCCUUCGAGGUACAGGGGCACGGAGUGGGAUCGGAGUAUAGGGGAUGGGCUUGCGGAGGGUCUCAGCUAG